This is a messenger RNA of Rotaria sp. Silwood1, 666 nucleotides long. NCBI's taxonomy places the organism in Eukaryota, Metazoa, Rotifera, Eurotatoria, Philodinida, Philodinidae. The record is from the annotation of a GenBank genome assembly.
AUGCUGCAAUCUUCAUCAUCUUCUUCUGAAGAAGAAUUAAGUGUUCAUUUUCGAUUCCAAGAUCACAGUUCAUUAUUUUCUAUUAUUAAUGUCAAUAAAAUAUUUAAAAAGAAUUUUUUUCUUAGAAUAUCGUUAGUAAAUGAAGAUAUUGAAUGUGCGAUUGUUGCCGUACAAACAGUUCGUUGGUAUCCAUUACCAGAAUUUGUUCUUAUUCAUAAAGAUGAAUCUGUUUUAAAAGAUAUCGAAUCAUUAGAAAAUUUUCGUUUAAAUGUAUAUAAAGUAACAUUAUCUCAAGAUUGUGAACUUUAUGAUGUCGAACUGCAUACUGAACCAAAUUAUCCAACACUAGGCAAAAAAUUUGGUGUUAAAUCAAUCGCUGAAAAAAUUCGUCAAAUGACUGAUACAGAUAUUGAGAAACUAUUGUCAAAAGGUGAAAGUGAAAGUCCAUUAAUAAUAAUUGAUGAUGUACCAAUUGAAUCUGAAGGUGUUCAUUUUUUUUUUCGUGUGGUGAAACAAACACAAUUUGAAGCUAUUGCUAAACAAGGAUGUGUUGUUUUACUUGAUUAUACAGCGGAUGCAGCAUUAAAAGAUGAAGGCCGUAUUCAGGAAAUUACAAGUCGAAUUCAAAAACUUCGAAAAGAGGCCUUUUUUUAUGUCAAUUAUUAA